AUGUCAUCAUCAUCCCCAAUCCAGAAAGUCCUCAUUGUCGGUGCGACUGGCCUUCUCGGACCGCACCUAGUGUCCGUUUUCGACGCUGAUGCCCAAUUCCACGUGUCCAUCCUCACACGCCAGUCAUCAUCCAGAAGUCGGCAAUUCCCACCCCAUAUCACAAUCCACACCGUCAGCGGUGAGUACGACAAAAGCGAAUCCGAAUUGGUCAAGAUCUUCACCGGUCAAGAUGCUAUCAUCAGCGCGAUCGCCGCACAGGCUGUGCCGCAGCAGAGAGUUCUGAUCGACGCCGCCGUCAAGGCUGGCGUGAAGCACUUUGUGCCAUCGGAGUAUGGACACGAUACGCGGAAUGAGCAGGCAGCACAACUGCUUCCGCCGUUUUUUGUCACCCACAAGAGACAAGUCGUGGAGUAUCUACAGAGUAAGGAGGUUGAGGGACUAAAGUGGACCGCUUUUGUGACAGGUUAUGAUUUCUCAAGGAAGCAUGCCAUGAUUCUGAAGGAAUACGGUGAUUAUCAUUGGUCGACGACUACUUUUCACAUCGCUGCCUUGGCCGUCAAGAACGCUAUGCUAAUGACAUCCGAGAAGAUAGCGAACAGAUAUCUGUUCGUUGAGUCUUUCAACGUCUCCCAGAAAGGAAUUCUGUGUGCACUCGAAGAGCUGACAAGCACGAAGUGGGAUGUGAGUUACCAUGACGCAGAAGAGGAAAGACGGGUGGCGGUCGAGAAACUGUCUCGAGGGAACUUCAGCGCGAUCCCGACUCUCAUGCGCUAUGUUACGUGUGCCAGAGGGUAUGGAGGAGAUUAUAUGUGUUACGAGGAGAGUGCGAAUGACUUGCUAUCCUUGCCGGAGGAGAGUCUGCGCAGCGCCUUAACAAAACUGUUAAACUGA
Aspergillus homomorphus CBS 101889 is the source of this 891-nucleotide messenger RNA. Its product is annotated as isoflavone reductase family protein. Lineage: Eukaryota; Fungi; Ascomycota; Eurotiomycetes; Eurotiales; Aspergillaceae. The record is from RefSeq and is a predicted model, not a curated record. The transcript has 2 exons. The coding region runs from base 1 to 891 and encodes 296 amino acids.